Messenger RNA from Contarinia nasturtii (swede midge), 1737 nucleotides. RefSeq names its product beta-1,4-galactosyltransferase 4-like. The record is from RefSeq and is a predicted model, not a curated record. Gene Ontology annotation, biological process: carbohydrate metabolic process; glycosphingolipid biosynthetic process. The transcript is spliced from 7 exons. The coding region runs from base 257 to 1639 and encodes 460 amino acids. Gene Ontology annotation, molecular function: N-acetyl-beta-glucosaminyl-derivative 4-beta-N-acetylgalactosaminyltransferase activity. NCBI's taxonomy places the organism in Eukaryota, Metazoa, Arthropoda, Insecta, Diptera, Cecidomyiidae.
GAAUGUAAACAAUAUGCAACUUACUGCCAAAUAGAAUGACUCCGUCAAACGUGAAGAAGUAAUACCGAUUUGGCAGAUAGAGAAAAAUCUGUCGUUUUUGUGUGAAAAAGUACCCAAUUAAAAGUCUUUGUUGAUGUGAAUUGACUUUUUCAACUUUAAACCAUAAAUUGAUUGAAAUUCAUUUUAAAGCAACAAAAAAAUCCAAUCAAAACUUCAUGUGAAUACGAUUUAGUGGUGAACGUGACAACAUUCUAAAAUGGCUUUUAUCCGACGAUUGCAUCGGAUCGAGAUUAUCAUUUUGUGUGCCAUUCUUAUGAUGCUCAUUUUAAAUUUUGUUUACUUUCAACGGCUUGAAGUUAAAUUGGAUGCAGUGAACUAUUUAUCGAAAAUUCCAAUGGGAACAUCCGAUCGGACCAAUGAAUUUGAAUGGCCAUCGAUACCAAAUUCAUUGGUUGAAAAGUGUGUGAAGAAAAAGGCAGUUUUUGGUCCAAAGCAAAAACCAUCUGGAAAUUCCUCUUUUACACCGAACAACUCUCACAUUCAUCAAAUGAACGUCAGCUUAGAUCGAAAUUUGCACAAAAAAGCAAUCUAUGACUUUGACGACUACGAGUACAAAAAUGUAAUUGAACGACCACCGCUUCAAAACAAUAUCACUUUUGUACCAUUGAUGACCCCUUCGCCUAUUCCAUCAACUACACCAGAACCGGUAGUUAGAACACCGCCACUCAAAAAACCCAAAACUCAAGAAGCCGAAAAAAGUCAAGUAUCGAAAGAAACCAUGGUUUCCGAACCGGAUAUGUGUCCACAAGUUCCACCAAAUUUGAACAGUGAUAUUCAACCGGAUACAAGCGACGAGCCAAUUCAUGAUAUUGAACGAAAACUCAGCGAAAUUGUGUAUUCGGGUGGCUUUUAUUCGCCAUCCAAGUGUAAAGCACGACAAAGUGUUGCCAUUAUUGUUCCGUAUCGGAAUCGACCUGAAGAACUGGCCAUUUUCCUCAAAAACAUUCACCCAUUUUUACAAAAACAACAACUUGAGUAUGGCAUUUUUAUCGUCGAACAAACCGUUGGCACCAUAUUCAAUCGGGCCAUGUUAUUGAAUAUUGGCUUUUUGGAAGCGAAAAAAAUUCGAAAAUUUGAUUGCUAUAUCUUUCAUGAUGUUGAUUUGUUGCCGUUGGACGAACGAAUUUUGUACAGAUGCUCUGAUAAUCCAAAACAUUUGGCCGUUGCCGUUGAUAUGUUUGGAAAUGAGUUGGAGUCACAGAACUCAUUGAGCGGUGUAUUAGCUGUGACCGCUAAACAAUUCGAAAAAAUGAACGGGUUUUCCAAUUUAUUUUGGGGAUGGGGAUGUGAGGAUUUGGAUCUUGCCAAUCGAUUGAAAAAAGCUGGCUACAAAAUUGAGCGAUGUGAUUCGGCCAUAGCACGAUAUAAAAUGAUUGGAAAUGCAACAGUUGAGCCCAAUACCAAGCGAUUUGAGCUCCUGAGCGAUGGUCCCAACAAAUUCAAUACGAUCGGCUUGAAUUCAAUUAAAUACACUGUUCAAUGUAUCGAAGAAUCUCCAGCUUACAUGUGGAUUUUUACCACGCCAAAGCCGGAAGUGCCUGGCACCGGAAGUAAUGUGGAGCAACUAGGAAUCAAGUGAACACUUUUCUUUUUCAGAAUUUCACAGAAUUUAUUUGCAAUUGUAGUUAUUAAGAGUCUCAAAUAAUAAUAAAAUCAUUCGACAUCCUAAACUUUGAA